Molecule: messenger RNA, 1550 nt
Organism: Paraphaeosphaeria sporulosa
Lineage: Eukaryota; Fungi; Ascomycota; Dothideomycetes; Pleosporales; Didymosphaeriaceae
Product: Asp-tRNA Asn/Glu-tRNA Gln amidotransferase-like protein subunit A
Exons: 2
Coding region: 128-1456 (442 amino acids)
Source: RefSeq, a predicted model, not a curated record
AUGUGGUAUUCAUGGGCGGCAUGGCUUUUCUGCCCGACAUGCACCUUAUCAUCGCGUAGCCUGGUGCUGCACCGAUCUGUCCUCUUCAUAAUGCCUUCAAACCCAACUGCUUCAUAUGCAAGCGACGAUGGAACCCUUCCGACUCACAGCAUCGCAGGCGCAGGCCAAGUUCAAAGAUGGCAGCUUGACCGUUGAGCAGUAUGCACAAUCACUCCUUGAUCGUGUUGCAGCACGAGAUUCUACGGUGAACGCAUGGGCGUAUCUCAACCCAGAGCUCGUCUUGGAACGUGCGCGCGAGCUUGACGCCAUACCGCCCGAGAAGAGAAGCCCACUACAUGGAGUAGCGAUUGGCGUCAAAGACGUGAUACUCACGAAGGACAUGCCAACUCAGUACAACUCUCCCAUCUACGUGGAUGAUGCACCUAAGAUCGAUGCCGCCAGCAUCCAGACUUUAAGAGCAAAUGGUGCACUCAUCUUCGGCAAAACCACCACCACCGAAUUCGCAGCCACGGUCGUCGGCCCCUCCCACAAAGGCCCCAAAACCACCAACGCCCACAACUCCAAACGAACACCAGGUGGCUCCUCCUCCGGCUCUGGUGCGGCAGUCGGCGAUCUGCAAGUCCCCAUCGGUCUCGGCACGCAGACCGUUGGCAGCACCAUCAGACCCGGCUCUUUCAACGGUAUCUACGCCAUGAAGCCCACGUGGAACUCGAUAUCGCGCGAAGGCCAGAAGCUGUACUCGCUCAUCCUCGACACGCUGGGCUUAUAUGCGCGAAGCGUGGAGGACCUGAAAUUGCUGCUUGAUGCGUUCCAGCUCGUCGAUGACGAGCCUGAGGAACCUUUUACUCUGAAGGGCGCGAAGCUCGCGCUUCUCACGCUGCCUACACCAGAGUGGCCUGAGCCCGGGCCAGGAACGGCGGCGGCGUUGAAGAAGGGAACGGAGUUGUUGCGUGCGCACGGUGCAGAGGUGGAGGAGAUCACGCUGCCUGAUGAGUUCCGGUCCAUGUACAAAUAUCACCUGCAGGUACUGUCGGGUGACGGGCGCGUAGCCUUUCUCGCUGAUUACUACGGGGCCAAAGACAAAAUGCACGGGAGUCUAAUCGACCAUGUCGAAAACAAAGAUAAGCACACGCGGCAGGACCAAUUGAAAGCGUUCGAUGAGCUGGCAGCCAUGCGGCCGAAGAUCGAUGCCUUCGCUUCGAAAUAUUCUGCUAUCGUAGCUCCAAGUGUAUUGGAUGAAGCGCCUGUCGGACUCGAGAACACAGGCAGUGCAGCGUUCUGCGGGCCUUGGACAGCGAUGCAUACUCCUGUCGUCAAUAUACCUGGGUUUAAAGGGGAGAAUGGGCUCCCUAUUGGUCUGAGUGUUGUUGCUGGGCGGUAUCGCGACCAGUAUCUGCUGAGGGUGUGCACGGAGAUUGGUAAGGUUUUUGAAGGCGAAGGUGGAUGGAGUAGAUGAGAUAAGUAGUAUGGUUUAGGCAGUUACUGCAGUUUCGACAAAGGUUGUAAGCGAUACUACUCUGAACGGUAUGAAUGGAAGUUAACUAAGAGCC